AUGGGGGAACAAAAAUCUGAACCAGGACCCUCAGAAACCAAAAGAAAUAGAGAAGUAAGUCAAGCGUUCUUUAAACCACCUCCUGCCUUAGAUAAUAAACAUUUUAAGAUGGGAAGAACCUUAUCUGAAUACGAAAACUUUGUUGACGUCUUGGCCAAAAGGUUAUCAGGGUUAAAUUUGUCAGAUAAAAGAAAGGGUCAUCAAGUGUCAGUUCUCACUGAAGGAGAAAUAGAUAACUUGGAAACAAUGUUUAAGCAAGAGCAACCUGAAAUUAAUAGGUUAAUGACUAAAAAGAGAUUUACGCAAACUGCUAAGACUAAAAACUACUACCCUAGACCCACACCAGUUGAUUUACAGUUUGAGGAAGAUGGAAUGUGGAAUUCCGCUCAAUAUGACGGAAGUUCCAUAGUGGAGUGGAAUAUUGAUGGUCUGACAAAAUACCAUAUCAUUAAUACAAUGAAACAUAUGAUGAUGUACGCUAUAGCCUCUAAGAUAAAAGGAAAUGGAGAUAGGAGGGUGGCUGAAACCAUUAUUGUCGGCUUUGUCGAUCAAUUGAAAGGAUGGUGGGAUUUCCACCUAAGCGACUCGACUAGGACCCAAAUCUUAAACGUUCAAGUGGCCAUUGGCCAGCAGAGUGUACAGGAUCCAACAACUGGAGUCAUUAAAAGUGAAAACGUUUACCAGGAAGAUGCGGUAAAUUCACUGAUUUACACCAUCACUCUACAUUUUGUAGGAACUAUAGAAUUGCAGCAUGAUAGGUCUAGAGAACUCCUAAUGAAUCUUAAAUGUCCAACCCUGUCCCAUUUUAGAUGGUAUAAGGAUGUAUUUUACUCUAAGGUGUUUACAAGACAAGACUAUAAUGUUGAUUUUUGGAAAGAGAAAUUUCUUUCUGGAUUACCAAUUCUAUUCGCUGAAAAGGUUAGGAAUAGAAUUAAAGAUAAAAAUGGUGGUGUCAUUCCUUAUGGGUCAUAUACCUAUGGGGAAUUAUCCUCUUAG
This is a messenger RNA of Prunus armeniaca (apricot), 996 nucleotides long. NCBI's taxonomy places the organism in Eukaryota, Viridiplantae, Streptophyta, Magnoliopsida, Rosales, Rosaceae. The record is from the annotation of a GenBank genome assembly.